This is a messenger RNA of Eupeodes corollae, 2019 nucleotides long. RefSeq names its product piggyBac transposable element-derived protein 4-like. The coding region runs from base 1 to 2019 and encodes 672 amino acids. The record is from RefSeq and is a predicted model, not a curated record. NCBI's taxonomy places the organism in Eukaryota, Metazoa, Arthropoda, Insecta, Diptera, Syrphidae. The transcript is spliced from 3 exons.
AUGGCUUCAAAUAGCGCAGGUAGCAAUUUUUGGCUCGGUGAUCUUUCAAGUGGCGAUGAAAGUCCCUUCGACGACGAAGAAGAAGAAAAUGAUGUAAGUAUAAGUGAAAAUGUUGAGCAAAGCGAACACAACACUAAGUCUGAGCAGGAAUGGUCUGAAUCAGACGAAGAUAGUUCACUACAAGAACAGUUAAAUGAGAGAUAUUUUAUUGGAAAGGACAAGACAACAAAAUGGAAAAAAAUGAGACCCAAUCUUCAGACGCGAGUACGAUCGGAAAAUAUAAUAAAACUUCUUCCUGGAACUAAAGGCGACGGUCGCCAUGCCAAAACUGAAAUUGAAUGCCUAAAGUUAUUCAUAACAGAUGCUGUCAUCGGUGUUGUAACUUGCUGCACAAACAUAUGGAUUCAAAAAAAUAGAAAUGAGUACAAGAGAGAUCGGGACACAAGGGAUACAAACGAAACGGAGAUUCGUGCUGUGAUUGGUAUUCUCUUUUUGAUUGGAACAUUCAAAAGUUCUAGAAAAAAUACACACAAAAUUUGGGAUAAUACAAGAGGAAACGGAAUCGAAGCUUGUUAUCUAGCAAUGAGUGAAAAGAGAUUUAGAUUCCUCUUGAGGAGUUUAAGAUUUGACGACUAUAGGACUAGAAAUGAAAGAAGAGAAAUUGAUAAACUAGCACCAAUUAGAGAACUUUUCGAAAUUUUUUUGAAUAACUUUCAAAAUAAUUUUAUUCCUAGUGAAUAUCUAACGGUUGACGAACAAUUGCUAGCUUUUAGAGGCCGAUGUGCGUUUAAGCAAUACAUACCUAGCAAGCCAGCAAAAUAUGGUAUAAAAACUUUUGCGUUGGUUGACGCCAAAACUUUUUAUACUUUGAAUCUUGAGCCAUAUGUUGGCACCCAACCUGACGGCCCUUUCAAAUUCAAAAACAAUGGUGAAGAUGUCACACUUAGAAUGGUACAACCAGUUGAAGGAACAAAAAGAAACAUUACAGGAGAUAACUGGUUUACUAGCCUCUCACUUGUCAAUAAUCUCAAAAACAAAAAGCUAACGUAUACUGGAACCAUUCGGAAAAAUAGACGUGAGGUUCCUUCCGAGUUUUUGCCAAAAAAGAAUAGAGAGGAAUACUCGUCAAUAUUUGGUUUUCAAGAGGGCUGCACCAUUGUUUCCUACUGCCAAAAAAAAAAUCGCUGUGUUAUAUUGUUGUCUUCAAUGCAUAACGACAAUGCGAUCGACCCAAAUACUGGACCCCAAAAGAAGCCAGAGAUAAUAACAGAUUAUAACCAUACAAAAAUUGGUGUUGAUAUGGUUGAUCAGCUAUGCCAAAACUAUGAUGUGGCCAGGAAUACUCGUCGAUGGCCAAUGGUUAUAUUCUAUGAUCUGCUAAACAUUUCUGGCAUAAAUGGGCUCUGUGUAUACAAGGCAAACAAUUCGGAGAAGGUUACUAAACGAAGCAAUUUCAUAGAACAGUUUGCCUGGGAACUGAUCCGGCCUCAAAUUGCAGUCAGGGCAACAAUUCAACAAUUGCCAAAGGCUGAUCAUUUUGAAAAAACUAGAAGUACUAGGGGUGAAAGGAGUUUGUCUGCACCAUACAAAUCUAUAUCUGGGUCUGAGUCUGAGUGUGAUCCGUUUGAAACAGAUGGGAGUUCAUCUUGGCAUAAUGAUUACAUAGAAAAUUCAAGUUCCGAUGAAAUAAUAGAACAUCGAAAAGUAAACGAGAAUCCAAAGCCGAAAGUCAAGGCCAUUGAGGUAUGUAACGAGGGAUUGGGGGUAGACUCAAAAAGAGCUCAUGUUGAGAAAAAACAAAAAUCUGUGCAAAGAAAUCCAUGCAAGAGCUGCCAAAACAAAUGUGCUACUAGAUUAAGCCCGAAACGAAAGGAUUUAGAGAGUCUGCUGAAAAGAAAAUUAAUUCCUGAACGAUAUAUUCAAGAAUACGAGGAUAUAGUAAGUACAGUCGGUGAGAAACAAGACGAAUUACCAGAAACAGACGAAGAAGAUGAUUUAUCUGAAAAUUAUAAUCAUUAA